GGCUUGGUCGUUAGCAAACCUUGCAAAAUUGGUUCUUCACCUUACGAAAAGUAGAUGGUGCUUGUAAGUUAAAACUUUCUCAGUCAGCAUGUGUCUUCAUACAAAUAAAGCGAAUCAUGUCAACCAUAACAAACAUCGCGCGCUUUUCGGACGUGACUGCAAUCAAAGCCGGUGAACUAUGAGACACGAAGAGACGUGUAUCUCCAGAAGACGGGGUUUCGGAGUGUCCUUUCCUUGCAUCCGCCCAAGCCACCUCCGCAGGAGCGGGGGAUCGACCGUGUGGAGCUACAGCGCUAAGGCCCGGCAUUGUCCUUGUUUCCUUCUGUCCGCAGGCAGCGCAUCGCAUUGUUUGCGCGCCUAUGCUGGCCUUGCAUUGAGUAGGUGUAGAGCUCGUGUUACUCACUUCCCACGCUGCAGUUCAAGGACUUGCCCAGCCUGCUAUUCUGGACGAGCUGCUGAGGAAGCUGCCCUUCGAGCACAUCAAGCACAUCAAUUGUCGUCAACCCGGAACCGGAGAGCCGGGCGUCAGGGCGCGCUAAGCAGGUGCUUCGAAAGGUACGGGGCGAGUAGCAGCCAACCGUGAGCGCUGUCGAUCUCGAACCAAGCCAGUUACGGGUAGCUUGCAGACGCAUUUGCUCGGCAAGCAGCCUUCACGACCGCGCACUUGACCUGAGCACAAGCUCGACGCGGGCUUGGAAAGCUCGUCCGAGCUGAUGAGCGGCGUGUCGUCGUCUCCUCUGAUCCAUGUAGGAGAGGGGUCUGAGUCGUGUCAAAC
Molecule: messenger RNA, 775 nt
Organism: Baudoinia panamericana UAMH 10762
Lineage: Eukaryota; Fungi; Ascomycota; Dothideomycetes; Mycosphaerellales; Teratosphaeriaceae
Exons: 1
Coding region: 179-583 (134 amino acids)
Source: RefSeq, a predicted model, not a curated record